AUGGCGCCCCAGAUCCGGCGAUCCAGUGGGGAUCUGGUACUUGACGCAAAGUUUCCUCCUUCAAAACGGUGUCGGGUGGGUUCCGAACGAGACCCUCCUCCACCUCGACCUCCCAUCGGCAAACUGGGAGACGAUCUCCUCGAAGAAAUUCUGAUUCGCAGCUUCCAAAAUCCCAGAUGCGCCGGCCGGUGCGCACUCGUCUGCAAGCGGUGGAGCGCCCUGACCUCCUGCCCCAGAUUCAAUCGCCGUUUCAUUUCCCACCACGAACCACCACCACAACCGCUGCUUCUCCCCUCAGACGAUCCCAACUCCGUCCUCUGCUUUCUCCCCCUGCCCCAGAAAGCUCGGACCAAGCUGUCUGUUUCGGAUUGCUUCAAGGACUUGGUCCUGUGCCGGUUCGAAGAAGAGUCCGUCUACGCCGAAUUGGACAGAUUGUACUUGCUCUGCAACCCGUUCACGGAGCAGUGGGUCGUCCUCCCGCUAGCGCCCUCGAGGGACAAAGGGAGCGGCAGAGCGGAUGCAAAGUUAGUCUGCCAGCCCCGUAGUGUUUGCAACAUCGAGCUAGGAGAUGGCCAAGUGUUUGCUUAUUCCCCCAAUUACCGCUUCCGGGUGGUGUGUAUUUAUCAACUGGACAUGUCAAUUCGACUGGACAUGUUUUGCUCCGAGUCAGGGGAAUGGUCGCAGAUGCUAAUGAAGGACCGUGUGAGAUUGCCGUCGUACGAUGCAGUCUCGCGGAAUGGGGAGUUGUUUCUGGCGUACGUUGAAGAUCAAACAAAGUAUACCCUUGCUGCCAUUGAUCCUUUCCGCCUUGAUAGAUCCAACGAUGGGCCCAUCCUGUAG
Messenger RNA from Linum tenue, 840 nucleotides. NCBI's taxonomy places the organism in Eukaryota, Viridiplantae, Streptophyta, Magnoliopsida, Malpighiales, Linaceae. The record is from the annotation of a GenBank genome assembly.